UUAUGAAAGACAACUUGACGAGUUUCUGUUGCGAUUAAAAAAUGGCGGCAGACGCGAUGGCAACGGACCUAACAAAGCGACACUUGGACGAAAUGGAAAACGGCGGCGACAAAAUCAAGAAGGUGAAGUUGAGCGACGGCGAUGACUACCAGCACCUCGCUUCGUUCGAGAACUUUGUGCCGCGAAGAGUCCUGAGCGAGGACUCGCGCACAAAGUUCAUGUCCGUCGAAGGGACGUUUGGCAAGUCCACCGACACCGCGGUUGUGGUCGUCGAAAAACGUCCCUUCAGCAAGGAAAAAUACGAGGCCGUUUUCACCGGGGACACGAAGCUGGAGGAAAUCUUCCACAACGACAUCUACACAUCCUACAACGGCACUUUGGCGUCGGAUGUUCAUGGACUCACAGCGACGGUGAUCUGGCCCGCAACCCAGAAACAUGUCGACAAGUACCUGCCAAAGACCCAGUACAUGGUCGCAGAAACACCGCAGCUGUACAAGGAAGUCACGGAGCCUUACAUCACAUCACAGCAGUUUUCACUGCAGUGGGUGUGCAACAUCCUGGAGCACAAGAAGGAGACAGAGCGCAUCCUCUACGAGGACCCGGACCAGGAGACGGGCUUUGUGCUGCUGCCCGACAUGAAGUGGGACACAAAGCAGACGGAGAACCUGUACGUGCUGGCCGUGUGCCACCGGCGCGGCCUCCGCUCCCUCAGGGACCUCACCCAGGAACACCUCCCCCUGCUGCGCAACAUCAGAGACAAGGUCUACGAGGCACUCAUGGAGAAAUUCCAGGUUCCCUCUCAGAGGCUGAGGGCCUACCUGCACUACCAGCCUUCCUACUACCACCUGCACGUGCACUUCUCCGUGCUGGGCUUUGAGGCGCCCGGCACGCAGGUGGAGAGGGCGCACCUCCUCUCCACGGUCCUGUCCAACCUGGAGAUGUGCGGGGACUACUACCAGAGGGCCACGCUCGGUUACACGGUCAAGGAAGGGGACAGCCUCUGCGACAAGUUCAAGGAAGCCGGGUACUUCGACAAGCCGGAGGAGAAGCCCGUCGAAUGACCCUGCCCCGAGGACUAGCUGUCUUCUUUUAUUUGUUUCUAUUUUAUUAAACAGCCACACGCAGGCAGAAA
This is a messenger RNA of Ixodes scapularis (black-legged tick), 1132 nucleotides long. It is a transcript of the gene Dcps, whose product is annotated as m7GpppX diphosphatase. The transcript has 4 exons. Gene Ontology annotation, cellular component: nucleus; P-body. Lineage: Eukaryota; Metazoa; Arthropoda; Arachnida; Ixodida; Ixodidae. The coding region runs from base 42 to 1061 and encodes 339 amino acids. Gene Ontology annotation, molecular function: RNA 7-methylguanosine cap binding; hydrolase activity. The record is from RefSeq and is a predicted model, not a curated record. Gene Ontology annotation, biological process: deadenylation-dependent decapping of nuclear-transcribed mRNA.